CCCGAAUGGUCUCUCACACGCAUGAUCUUUUGACUCCAUUUUUCACGAAUUGUUACUACAAUUAGAAAAGUGGUUGUUUAACUUCACGAUCGUUUUUUUCAAUCGCGAGAUUCGUUUGUUAUUUUAAUGUUUUAGCUUAAACUAGAUGUCCAUAAUGAGUGACAUUGAAAUUGACCACAAACAAAAAGAGAUCUCGACUAAUUUGGACCAAUUUCCCACAAUGGGAAAUCUAUUUUCUAAAGAUUCUGAGUUAGAACUGAACAAUUUCGAAAACGGAGCCACUUUGGAGGAGCAUGGAGCAUCCAACUCGUCUCCUACAUCGAAACCUUUAAUAGCCGACACUGAUUACUUUUUCAAAUUCUUCGAUAAAUCGGUAAACAAAGACUCCCUCCAAAACUGUACGGAAGAUACGCUCGCAUUGGAAUCCGAAAAAAUUAUACUUAACGCGUUUCUUAAUGAAGUGCGAAAUGCUAAGCCAGCACCCUUGAAGAACUGGUCAGCUCUUCAACAUUAUAUUUAUUACAUAUAUCGUCACGUAAUCUCGUCUAAGCCUUGCAACAGUAACGAAAUUUUUUCGAAUGUUAUUAUUAAGAAAAUACGCGAACUAGUAGAAGGAUUAAUGCAAGAAGAUCUCACGCAAUUCUGCAUCCGUCUAGUUACUUUAAUAAGGGAGUACUCUAUAGUUACUAGAGGACAUUUUGAUGCGUUACGAUACCCCAAGGUUUCUUCGUACCUAAUCAGUAAGCAUUAUUUUAAUUUUAUGUAAUACAGUUAGUCAAUCCUAUGGUCACACUUUUCUUCAGUUUCACACACA
Messenger RNA from Photinus pyralis (common eastern firefly), 814 nucleotides. RefSeq lists its product as uncharacterized. The record is from RefSeq and is a predicted model, not a curated record. NCBI's taxonomy places the organism in Eukaryota, Metazoa, Arthropoda, Insecta, Coleoptera, Lampyridae. The transcript has 3 exons. The coding region runs from base 146 to 766 and encodes 206 amino acids.